AUGAAGCUAAUAAUCAUCGCCGCCGCCACAUUGGCACUUGCUUCUGCUGGCAUAAUCGAGAAUGCUCUGAAGAUCGCCGUUGAGCAUGGGGACACCGAAGCAAUCCUGGAACUGCCCCAAAUUAUUGGUCAAGUCGAAUCCAACCAAGCCCUUCAGUCUCUCACCGGUGACUUCAAGGUAUCCGCCCUGAUCACCACAUUACAUGGGCUCACUUCUGCUGCACAGGCUCCCUUCAUCACGGUCGCUGCAUCCCUUGGCCUGGAGACUGAACAAUAUUGGGCUUCAAACUUCAUCCUCCUGAAAGGUCUGACUCCUGAGAAACUAUCUUCACUCGGAGCGAGACUUCACCGUCCGAAGUGGGGAGUAGCCAAAAUCUGGGCACCCGAAGCAUGGGCCAUUUCAACCGGAGAGGGUAGUGUCGUUGCAAUAAUCGACACAGGUGUAAAUCUUGCACAUGUUGCACUCGCCAACGGCUAUGCUGGCGCCUGGUCGGACCCCUACUACAAUACGGCUGGACCAACUGAUCAACAAGGUCACGGUUCUCACAUCGCAGGAGUAAGCGUUGGACGUGCCAAUGGGAUCGGUGUCGCACCUGGAGCCAGGUGGAUUGCUUGCCGCGGAUUGAAUCAUCAAGGUUCCGGAACUGAAGCCGUUCUCACCCAAUGCGUAUUUUUCGGUGUCGGAAGCUCAGGAUCGUUGAGUCGAUCUGCCAACUCUCCAGGAGAUCUGCCGAGCGUGAUUGCUGUCGGUGCCACCACCAAUACCGACGCGGCGGCAACUUUCUCUUCGAGAGGGCCAUCUUCAUCAGGACUACUGAAGCCUGACUUCUGCGCUCCAGGGAAUAACAUUGUUUCUUGUGGAACGGGUGCUAAUAACUAUGUGACCAUGUCCGGAACUUCAAUGGCAGUCCCACAUGCAGCUGGAGCAGUCGCCAUUAUUGUCUCGGCUAAUCCAGCCUGGACCUUCGCCGAGGUCUACGACGCCCUUGCAACCACGGCGGUGGAAACACCACUGUCUGACUCGGAUAGGAACUGCGGCCUUCCAGGUGACACUGAUUACCCGAACUAUGCAUGUGGUCAUGGACUUAUUGACGUCGCUGCGGCUAUUGGUUUAUAA
Folsomia candida is the source of this 1116-nucleotide messenger RNA. Its product is annotated as bacillopeptidase F-like. Gene Ontology annotation, biological process: proteolysis. Gene Ontology annotation, molecular function: serine-type endopeptidase activity. The record is from RefSeq and is a predicted model, not a curated record. Bases 1 to 1116 code for a protein of 371 amino acids. Lineage: Eukaryota; Metazoa; Arthropoda; Collembola; Entomobryomorpha; Isotomidae. The transcript is spliced from 5 exons.